AUGGGCUUCACCACUGGCUUCACCGGCGGUGUGACCCUCACCCUAGGCGUCGCCUACCUAACCGUCCUCGCCCACCAACGCAACCGCGAGGCCCAAUCCCACAUCCUCCGCUCCCAGAACCACGUCCUCUCCUCCCUCCUCGAGCCCAAUCUCCGCCUGCCGCCUCCCCUGACGCGCUCCGAGCAGUCUGUCAAGGACCGCGAGAACCUCGUCGAGUCGGCAAAGUACCGCUGGAACAAGGAGGUCGAGAACGCCGUCCGGUGGGCGCAGCGGACGGACUGGGCCGAGGUCCGCGAGACCCUCGAGGGCAACGUCGCGAGGCUCUGGGGCGGCGCCAUCGACAAGACCGCCGAGGUCGGCGACAGGGCCGCGCCGCUCGCGAAGGAGGUCGUCGAGGGCGCGAAGCAGAAGGGCGCCAUCCUCGCCGACGAGCAGGGCGAGAGCCUGCGCAAGGAGGCUAAGAGCGCGUGGGAGCGCGCGAGGGAAAAGACGCUCGCCGCCGAUGAGGCCGCGCGCGCAAAGGCGGCCGAGCUGCGGAAGGCGGCGGACGGCAAGGCCGCUGAGGUCAAGGCCGUCGUGGGCGAGGUCGUGGAGAAGGGCAGGAAGGAGGCCGGCGCCGCUGUCGUGAAGGUGCAGCAGGCGGCGGGCAUCGUCGAGGACAAGGUCAGCAUCAAGGAGGACGGGAAGGUGCUGCCGGCGGGUUCGCCUGUGCAGCAGGCGCUGCACCAACGGUACGAGAAGCCGAGCGGGCUGACCAAGACGGUCAAGGAGGUGUUGGCGGAACGGUAUCAGCGGGUUGACGAGCGGGACAACACGCAGCUCAGGGGUCUCUGA
Molecule: messenger RNA, 834 nt
Organism: Colletotrichum chrysophilum
Lineage: Eukaryota; Fungi; Ascomycota; Sordariomycetes; Glomerellales; Glomerellaceae
Exons: 2
Coding region: 1-834 (277 amino acids)
Biological process (GO): cristae formation
Cellular component (GO): MICOS complex; mitochondrial crista junction
Source: RefSeq, a predicted model, not a curated record